Molecule: messenger RNA, 1323 nt
Organism: Aspergillus wentii DTO 134E9
Lineage: Eukaryota; Fungi; Ascomycota; Eurotiomycetes; Eurotiales; Aspergillaceae
Product: putative C2H2 finger domain protein
Exons: 3
Coding region: 1-1323 (440 amino acids)
Biological process (GO): regulation of transcription by RNA polymerase II
Cellular component (GO): transcription regulator complex; PcG protein complex
Molecular function (GO): RNA polymerase II cis-regulatory region sequence-specific DNA binding; DNA-binding transcription factor activity, RNA polymerase II-specific
Source: RefSeq, a predicted model, not a curated record
AUGGAGAUCACGACUAUUUUGAACAGAAAGAAUUCUGCUGCCGUGGCCGCCGCAGAAGCAGCACAGCUCCAGCAACAAUUUGUACAGGCACAGUUCGAUCCGACUCCCAAGAUGAAAUCGGAACCCGGCGCUGCAGAAGCUGGAGAGCACCAGGUUCUUUCAUACCCCCCUCAUCCUCCACCGCUCGGCCAGAUGAACAUGCACCCCGAUAUGCGAUACCAAACACAUCCUGCUGGGUUACCUCUCAUGCAGAAUGCCUAUGUCCCUGCGGCAUAUCCAGGCAGUGCGCCGAUGCCAAAUGGCGGUGUUCCUCAGACAAGGACAGGCGGAGAUCCUCCGCCCAAGACUUUCCACUGCUCAACUUGCAGUAAGGGAUUUGCCCGACGCAGUGACCUUGCACGGCAUGAGCGGAUUCACACAGGCAUCAGACCCCACGCUUGCGAUUGGCCCGGGUGCGGGAAGCAGUUCAUCCAACGUUCUGCCCUGACCGUGCACUCUCGUGUCCACACAGGAGAAAAGCCACACAUGUGCGAGCGAUGUGGCAAGCCUUUCAGCGAUUCAUCCUCAUUGGCUAGACAUCGCCGUAUCCACUCUGGCAAGCGCCCCUACAAAUGUCCUUACGCCAACUGCCAAAAGACCUUCACUCGCCGCACUACGUUGACACGCCACCAAAAUCACCACACGGGGACUAUUGAGGAGGCAGCCGCCGAAACGGAGGCCAACUUGAGACAAAAUAAGGAUAGAGCCAGAGUGCCUGGUGAUGGGAUCUUUUCGGAACACGCUUCUGUUCACUCCACGCCGUCUCCUGCACAGCAUGCGGCCAUCUCGCCUGCCGGUGACCUUCCUCCGUUGAAUAUCCAUCGCUCCACUGGCGAUUACUACAUGGGUAGCGGCUCUAUCCCACCUCAUGUGCGAGGGGACUUUUCUCAACCCAGCCCGCGGGCUUCUCCCACAGCCACUUCUCCUUCUCUUUCGAGCUUUGGCAGCGCGCCACAUGUUCGACCCUCUAUGACAUCACACCCCUCCGGCUAUGGUCCUCCUCAACCUCUUGAGCCACCUGCCAACACCGACCAUCGGCCCAACAGUGUCAAUGGCAGCCCGCACAUGACAAGUAUGGGUUGGGCAUCACCUUCGCACGGUAGCAUCCCAUCCCCCGGUUCUGCAGGUGACUUUGGAUAUCCCGAACCCGCCCCGGCAUAUGCCAGCGCCAUGCCUCCUCACAUGUAUUUCCCGAACUCGACCAUUCGACGACCUACCAGCACUGAACCUGAAAACUAUGAAACGAGGCCGAAAUUCGAUAGCGUAUGGUCUACACCGGUUUAG